Molecule: messenger RNA, 341 nt
Organism: Funneliformis mosseae
Lineage: Eukaryota; Fungi; Glomeromycota; Glomeromycetes; Glomerales; Glomeraceae
Source: the annotation of a GenBank genome assembly
CCGAAGCUGCAGCACUUCACUGUCUUAGCGUCGUAAAGGAACAUAAAUUGAAACCAGGAGAUUCUUUCUUAGUAGCUGAUUGUGGUGGUUGUACAGUAGAUUUGACAUCACGAAAACUUCUUCCAGAAAAUAAAUUGAGUGAAAUUACUGAGCGCAUCGGUGAUCUUUGUGGCAGCACAUUCGUUGAUAAAGAAUUUUUAUCAUGGCUUGGUAGAAAAGUAGGAUUUAAAGCUUUGGAAAGUUUAAAAUCAAAUAAUUACGGACAAAUGCAAUUUUUAGUUCAAAGAUUUUUUUGUCAACGUAUCAAGUUUAAAUUUAAUGGGGAAUUGGCAGAUUUUAAA